AUUAGAAUUCUUAGGUUAUUAGUACAUCUUCCCGACACUUAUUAUCGAGAAAAAAUAAUGUUCGCUCUAGAUGUAACUGAGGAUAAGUGCUGUGCGUGUUUUGCUGUGAUAAUUUUGAUGAAGGCGAAUCAUUUUUACGGUUUUUAUUUUUGGGAUGUAUAGUAACAUUACUUCUUGUGUUUUAAUCAAAUUGGAAAAACUAAAAAUUCUUAAUUAUUUGUUGAAUGCGUAUUUUCCGUAAAAAUGAAAUCUAAGUUGCUACAGUUACUAUGUCUGGCUUUAUUUUUACACGGAUCAUUCCAAUAUAAUACCUACCCGAGACGGUAUGUCAGAGACCACAGUGCUCAUCUGGAGGCCUGUCCUUCACAGUGCCGGUGCAUGGACCUUAAUCAAAGGUCAACUAGAGGACUAUUUGAUUCGUGGAAUAUAGAUCAGUCGUGGCAAAAUACGGAACCAGAUGAAACUGGACGUUCCGUGGUAUGUCAGGGACUAAGAGAGCUUCCUGCUCGGAUACCCUCAGAUGCUACAAAGCUGACUGUGUACGGCGACAGCAGCAGUAUUAGAUCACGUGGUACACGCCAUACGGACCGUCGUCUAAUCUCCGAAACUCAGAUUCAGUACAUCAACAGAAAUGUAUUCCGGGACAGCGUGUCAAUCAAAGAAAUUAUAAUGUCCGGAAACAACAUCGCUAUAAUGUAUCCCUCAGUAUUUCACUACCUCCGAAGUCUCCAAACCUUGUCUUUAACGAACAAUAAUAUUCGCCAUUUGUCGGCAGCAGUAUUCAAUGGACUCGGGAAUCUUCAGGAACUGCGAUUGUCGGACAACAUGAUAAAGUUCUUACCCUAUACGGUAUUUACAUACCUAACGGAACUCAAAUCUUUAUAUUUGAACGGGAAUAAAAUAAAAAUGUUGCCAAGAGACGUGUUGAAACCACUCGUUAAUCUACAGGUUCUUGAUUUGUCACGUAACAAUAUAUCAGACUUUUAUGAUGCAACGUUUGAUCAAAACGUUAACUUACAAGAACUUUUACUAAACGGAAAUAGACUUUGGAAAAUUCGACCAAGAUGGUUCCAAAACCUUUAUUCACUUCGAAGUCUUUCAUUGAGAGGGAAUGCCAUUGUUAAUGUUCCAGCUAAGUCCUUCGCUAAUUUAUUUAAUCUUGAGGAAUUACUACUUUCCGCCAAUCACAUUGAAGAGAUAGAAAACGGUGCUUUCAAUAAUUUACGUGAUUUAAAAAGCUUAGAUUUAUCUACAAAUGAUCUUCCUGAAAUCCGAUCAUCCUAUUUGAAUGAUCUCGAUUCUCUAUCUGAAUUAUUUUUAUCCAAUAAUAAAUUGGUGCAGAUUAAGAAUGGAACAUUCGAUUUGAUUCGCUAUUUGAAAAAAUUAGAUUUAUCUCGGAAUGACAUCAGCACUAUUGAAACAGGGACAUUCUCAUUACUAAGACAACUUCAAAUAUUAGAUUUGUCGUAUAAUAAAAUGUUGAAAUUUAAAAAGGGAAUCGCAUAUGGAAUUGAGAACCUAGAGGAGCUGCAUCUUGAUAAUAAUUUCAUAAGUAUGAUAGGCGAUGGCGCUUUUAUGACUUCAAAUGUCGAAAGAUUGUCCAAAAUGAAACUUUUGAACUUAGAACAAAAUAACAUAAAAAAGAUAGAUGCUCAAACAUUAAAAGGAAUGCCUAGACUAAAAACACUGAAGCUCGGAAAUAAUAACAUAAGGAAAGUUCACCCUCAAGCAAUGGCAACGUUUAUCUACCUUGAAACUUUAACAUUGAACAAUAAUAAAUUAAGAGAUCUAAACAAUGGUAUGUUUUCAAAUCUACAAAAUGUGUACUCGAUUAAUUUAUCUAAUAACAAAAUAAGAUCGGUCAGUGAAAAUACAUUUCUUGGGUUGGAUAAAUUAGAGGAUCUUCUCAUGUCAGGAAACAAAAUAAAUUCUAUACAUAAGCUUGCAUUUCGAGCACUCCCUAGUUUGAGUUCUCUGGAUUUGAAAGAAAAUCGACUAGUAAGUUUUAAUUUCUCAUUUGUAACAAAUAUGGCACUGCUAACAAUAAUGGAUCUGAGUAAAAAUCAUUUAUUCUGGAUUGAUAUACCACCAGGAGCCUAUCUACGUCUUAAAGACUUGUUAUUGUCGAACAACAAUUUACAGACAUUAAGUUCAAACAUCAAACACUUAAUGGGUCGUUCAUCUAUUUUAUCUUUGGAUAACAAUCCAUGGGAUUGUGACUGUCAACUGAAAUGGGUAGUGCAGCCUUUAAAGAAUGUCAGAUUAGAUACGUCAAAUGAUGCUAUGUGUAAAUCACCUCCAAAACUUCAUGGUACAAAGUUCUCGGAACUAACUGAUGGAGAUAUGACUUGUAACCAGAACGUUAACACCAGUCAUGAUGUCACUCUGAUGUGUAAAGAUGGUGUGUUUAGUAAAAGACCGAUAGCUAGACGACGGUCAGUUGGGAAGGAAAUGAUGAAGAAACACGUGACAGUCUAUAGGAACCGUGGAGAUUAUGUCGUUGAUGGUGUUAUGUUGACCCCAGAUUGGGCUUUGGUACCUGCAGGUGCCCUGAGAUACCUUUCCGAUGCAGAUAUACACGUCAAAAUAGGACGUGGUAAAACGUCCUAUAAAAUAUCACACAUAGUGGUACAUCCUCUACUGUCACUUGGUAUGCAGCAAUUUAACGUUGCUCUUUUACGUCUAGUUCAAAAGAAAUCGUCACCUCUUAUAGAUCAUCAGUGUAUUAUUGCAGAAAAACAAUUCAAAUCGCUUUCACAAGUUUUACCUGUUUUCUAUGUCUCAAUUCGAUUGGAUGGGAAGAAACCAAAAACUAAAUUAAAAAUAAGAAAGGGUAAAGUUAAUCACAAAUGUGCUAAUGACCAAGAUUAUAUCUGUGGUAUACUCAAAGGAAAUAAAAAAGAUGUUAUAACAUCAGUGGAUGGAUCUCCACUGUACAUAGGACACUCUAGUAACCUCCGACUUGCUGGCCUCGGAACACAUUCAUGGAGUAACCAAAAAAGUCAGUAUAUAUUCAUUCCUCUAUGGACUAUUUCGGACUGGGCUGAUGAUAUCAUGAUAGAGUUUAACGAGAAAUGUAAAAAAAAUAAUAAAAGUGGUAAACUCUUUUGUAAAGAACUAAAAUUACCUUCAGCAGACGAACUUUACAUGAAAAUUCAUAAAACGGAACAGCACUGAGACUCGUCUACAAUUAUUGAGACCCUGGAUUAUAUCGAAAAGCGAUUAUAAGUUCGAGGUUGUGAUUUAAUAUAUACCAAAGAAAUAAGGAAAUAAUCCAGUACGUUAGAUUACCUAAACUGUUAUUGUUAGUAUCCAGUCAAGUUCCUCUUUGAUUCAUUGAAAUAUAAGAUCACAGAAAACCAACAGUUAUAAGGGAGAUAAUUUUGUGUCCUAAUUUUAGUGCCAUAUUUUAUAUUGAUAAAAUCCUGACAUUAUUGUAUGUUGUAGCCUAAAUCAAACGUAAUGAGAAUCUCAACGAAAAAAAACAAUGUCAAGUUCAAAAAUAAUUUAGGAAAAAUUACUUUUAAUUAUCCUGCUUCUUAGUUUGUCUGAUAUGUAUAUAGAAGAUGAUGUAUAAUUUAAACUUACCAAUACGAUAUGUGCGUCUUACAUGAAAACUAUUAUCAGAAAGACUAUUUAAAAGGCAAAAUAACAUACUCUUAUGUUAAAGGAUACGAACAAUCUUAUGUACAGGUCUGAGCAUGAAUACGAUUGAAAUCAAUGUAUCAAUUAUCUCAAAUGAUGACACGGUUCAGAACAUGAUUAUAGUACUGUGGAUUCAUUUAUUUUCGUGGGUAUCAAUUUUUGUGGAAAGAGAAAGGCAUUUCGUGGUAUACGUAAAUUCGUGGAUCGCUGUCUCAAACAAAAAUGUUUCAGGUACAAAAAUUAGUGGAUCUCUGUUUGAAUAAUCAAUAAAUCAAAAGAUAGAAAUUCAUUGAAAAUAGUUUGAAUUGUCAUAAUCGUCGCUCGGUCAUUCUAGGUUAGAGUGUUCAUUUAAACCUUUGAUUACAAGCGUGGACAAAGGUAACUAACUAUUUGUUUGUUUUACAAUUGAUAAUUUCUUGUUAAAAUUUUGAAAAUAUGGUAUUUAAAGCCCUUUGAUGUACAACUGAUUGAGCUAUUUUAAGCAGUCAUUAAAAAAUGAUCAAAAGUAAGAAACACGCUUAUGAUUGGUUAGACGAAAAAGUUGAUUGACAUGUUGUCAAGUUGUUCAUCUGUCUUGUUUAGGUAUAAAUAACUCCCAUCAUCGGUAGCUUAUUGAAGCGUAAGUGUAUUAGUCUUCAAAAUUUGUAGAAAUGGUCAGUUCCUAAAGGAUUUAGUACCUACCAUUCUGUUUUUUUCCGGGGUUAACAUAAUCGAACAUUGACGUUGAAAUGAGGAUAGGACCGGGAAGUGGAGAUUAUUUGUGGUCCUGUUCACCGUUUUUCUAGUUAUCUGGUAUAAGGUCACCACCUAAUUUCUGCUUGGCGUUGUAUAUAUGUGUGAACAUUUUCCUACGUACAACACUUUAGCAGCAUUCAUUUAAAUGAUAGUUGUGUAAAUAUAUUAUCAUGAUUGUCUUUCAGUACAUUGUAUACUUGUUAAUACCGUGUUAUAUUAUAAUGUCUUGUUAUGCAGGUAUUUUACUAAUAAAACAGAUUUUGUAACCAUC
Messenger RNA from Mytilus californianus (California mussel), 4651 nucleotides. RefSeq names its product protein artichoke-like. The transcript is spliced from 4 exons. The record is from RefSeq and is a predicted model, not a curated record. Gene Ontology annotation, molecular function: protein binding. NCBI's taxonomy places the organism in Eukaryota, Metazoa, Mollusca, Bivalvia, Mytilida, Mytilidae. The coding region runs from base 244 to 3177 and encodes 977 amino acids.